CAAUAACUUCACUAUUAAAAUGAACUAUUAAAAGGUGAAUUAUCAUCCAUCAAUCCUCUGGGAGGAUCUCUGCUUUGAUUGACUAUUUAUUAUUAAUUAAAAAGCAGACUUUUGGGCUGAUGCUCAAAAUAGUGAACUUUUAUAUUAUACACACACACACGCGCACACACACACACAAAACGACGUCUAAUGGUCAUAUUUAACACAAGUGUUGGAUGAAGUGAACAUGUAGGUGACAACGUGCAUUAAUUUGAGUAUUAUUUAGAAUAGAAUACACUUACAGAUUAAUUCUGUUUGGUCAGGACUCAGUAAUGUCUGAUUUUAUCAGAAAUACUUGUUAAAUGUUUGAAAUUACACAUUUAAACCUUCCCUACAUGUUAAUAUGUUGACUUGAAGAAUGAAGUCAAAUACAGCUCGUUGUACUGUGCAAUGUGAUUAACUUUGAGUGUUUAUGUCAGCAGUUUUUAUUUUCUCCUCAUUCAUUAUUCUGAUGUCUUUAGAUCUACACAUUUGCCACGUUAGGUUAAUUUUAAAAGCUUCAGCUGAGUAAUCACAUAUUGUAUCACCUACAUGGUAUAACUAUUGUAGGGAUUUAUUGCAUCAAUGAAUCAGAUUUCUCUGUUUCUUCUCCUGAAGCUCUGCCGCCAUCAGUGAAAGACAAAGACAGAGUUUAUUGAAGGACAGUGAGAAGAUGAGUGAUCCAGAACCCUGCAGAAUUAAACAGGAAGAGACUGAAGAACUAAUAGAUGUCAUAUUGAAGGUGAGUGAAGAUGAGGAGGAACAUCAGGUCAAAGGUGAAGGAAUAACUUACGCUAACACCGAGCAUGGUGUUUUAACGGAAGGAACAGCUGGAAAGUCUUUCACAUGCCCUGAGUGUGGAAAGAGUUUCAGACGGCCGUCAGGUUUAUCACAACACAAGAAGAUCCACGCUGGUGUGAGAGAGCAUGUGUGCUCUGAGUGUGAGAAAUCUUUUACUAAAGCUGGAGACUUGAAACGACACCGAAGGAUCCACACUGGAGAGAAACCGUACAAGUGUUCACACUGCGACAAGACGUUCAGCCUCUUACAACCACUGAAAGUACAUGAGAAGAUUCACACUGGAGAGAAACCGUACACAUGUACUCAGUGCGGGAAGAGUUUCAGACAAUCGUCAUCUCUUUAUAAACACACGAAGAUCCACACUGGAGAGAAACCACACCAAUGUGAUCAGUGCAGCAAAGCAUUUUCAAGGCCUGCAGAUCUGAACGUCCAUCUUAGAGUUCAUACAAAGGAGAAGCCGUAUUCGUGCUCUGAGUGUGGAAAGAGUUUUACACGGCAGUCAAAUUUAACAGUACAUCAGAAGAUCCACACUGGAGUGCGAGAACUUGUGUGCUUUGAGUGUGGGAAGACUUUUAUUAGAGCUGGAGACUUGAAACAGCACCAGAUGAAUCACACCGGAGAGAAGCCGCACGUCUGUUCACACUGCAACAAGAGAUUCGGCCAUUUAGGAGGCCUGAAAACACACCAGAGGAUUCACACUGGAGAGAAACCGUUCACAUGUAUUCAGUGUGGGAAGAGUUUCACACAAUUAGCACAUCUUAAUGAACACGUGCUGAUCCACACUGCAGAGAAAACGCACAAGUGUGAUCAAUGCGGGAAGACGUUUUUGAGGCCUUACGAGUUGAAGAGACAUCUUAGAGUUCAUACAAAGGAGACGCCUUUGUUAGUAAAGAGUUUCACACAUCAACACAAUUCACCUUGCUAAACACUCUCCUCUGUAUUCUCCAAAUCAGAUUUCACAGUUAAACAUGUUUAUGUUAACGAAUUCCAAUCGUUUGGUAAUGGGACAACAUGUGCGCACUCGAUCACAAUUAGCACAAUCCCCACCUGUGAACGUACAUAUCCAGCAGUGCAGUGGAAUAUCCAGUGGUUUGACUCCAGGGUGUUUGGGAAAUGCCAAAAAAACACUUUAUGUCUAAAAAUGACGGUGGCUCAGUGGUUAGCACUGUCACCUAACAGCAAGAAGGUCACUGGUUUGAGUCCUGGCUUGGCCAGUUGGCAUUUCUGUGUGGAGUUUGCAAGUUCUCCCCAUGUUAGCGUGGGUUUCCUUCGGGUGCUCCGGUUUCCCUCACAGUCCAAACACAUGUGCUAUAGCGGAAUUGAUGAACUAAAUUAGCCAUAGUGUAUGAGUGUGUGUGAAAAUGAGUGCGUAUGGGUGUUUCCCAGUACUGGGUUGCAGCUGGAAGGGCAUCCGCUGUAAAACAUAUGCUGGAAUAGUUGGCGGUUCAUUCUGCUGUGGCAACCCUGAUAAAUAAAGGGACUAAGCUGAAGGAGAAUGAAGAAAUGAAUGUAUAUUGUGAUGCACUUUACAUACAUUUGCUAAAUUAUACUCUUUUAUUUUUUUAUUCCUUUAUGAUCUGUGUUUUCCUCCAAUGUGUGAAUAAACCUGGCAAUAAAACUGAUUCUGAUUCA
Danio aesculapii is the source of this 2451-nucleotide messenger RNA. RefSeq names its product oocyte zinc finger protein XlCOF26-like. The record is from RefSeq and is a predicted model, not a curated record. NCBI's taxonomy places the organism in Eukaryota, Metazoa, Chordata, Actinopteri, Cypriniformes, Danionidae. Gene Ontology annotation, biological process: regulation of transcription by RNA polymerase II. The transcript has 2 exons. Gene Ontology annotation, molecular function: DNA-binding transcription factor activity, RNA polymerase II-specific; RNA polymerase II transcription regulatory region sequence-specific DNA binding. Gene Ontology annotation, cellular component: nucleus. Bases 692 to 1744 code for a protein of 350 amino acids.